GCGCCUGGGCUGAAGUUUGUGCGCGGCGGAAGUUCAGCAGAAGCCCCGCUGGCGGGGCGGGCUCCGGGCUGGGCAGCCCAAGCGCUGCGGAUGGCGGGAGCCGGGCGCGGGCUCCUGGGGCGCGUGGAAGCGGAGCCGGGGCUGAGACCUGCUCAGGGUUAGCAGGUGGAAAGACAUGACAUGAAUACUCUGAGCUUGCCACUUAACAUUCGCCGUGGGGGGUCAGACACCAACCUCAACUUUGAUGUACCUGAUGGGAUCUUAGAAUUUCACAAAGUCAAACUUAGCGCUGAUGGCCUGAAACAAAAAAUUUUGAAAGUUACAGAACAAAUAAAAAUUGAACAAACGGCCCGUGAUGGAAAUGUAGCUGAAUAUUUAAAACUGGUGAACAGUGCAGACAAGCAGCAAGCUGGCCGUAUUAAACAAGUCUUUGAGAAGAAGAACCAGAAGUCUGCCCACUCUAUUGCCCAGCUGCAGAAGAAAUUGGAACAGUAUCACCGAAAGCUCAAAGACAUUGAACAAAAUGGAUCCUCCAGAAGUUCCAAAGAUACAUCAAAAGAUAACUUGAAGGAUAUCCAGCCCUCUUUAAAAGAUGCCCAUGGCAAAUCUCGUACCACUGGCCAAGGCACUGAGAGCAGCAAAUCGGGUGUGCCAGGUGUCUCCUUGACACCACCAGUGUUUGUUUUCAGCAAGUCGAGAGAGUUUGCAAACUUGAUUCGAAAUAAAUUUGGUAGUGCUGACAACAUUUCUCACCUGAAAAAUACCCUGGAUGAAUUUCGGCCUGAAACUAGUUCACGGGCCUAUGGUGGCAGUGCUACUAUUGUGACUAAACCAAAAUAUGCUAGUGAUGAUGAGUGCUCAAGUGGGACAUCUGGCUCUGCAGAUAGUAAUGGGAACCAUUCAUUUGGGCCUGGUGGGACAGAUGCUCUGGACAGCCAAGCAAAACUUUCUAUGAUUUUGGAGGAACUGAGAGAAAUAAAGGAGACACAGUCCCAAUUAGCUGAUGACAUAGAGAAUCUAAAAGCACAGUUUAAAAGAGACUAUGGUUUUAUUUCUCAAACAUUGCAGGAGGAAAGAUUCAGGUCUGAACGAUUGGAAGACCAGCUAAAUGAUCUUACAGAUCUUCAUCAGCACGAGACUGCAAACUUGAAGCAAGAGCUAGCCAGCAUAGAGGAGAGAGUGGCAUAUCAGGCCUGUGAACGGUCACGAGAUGUUCAGGAAGCCUUGGAAUCUUGCCAGACUCGGGUUUUUAAGCUAGAGUUCCAUCAGCAAGAACAGCAAGCAUUGCAAUCAGAAACGGUUAAUGCCAAAGUACUCCUAGGGAAAUGUAUAAAUGUAAUCUUGGCUUUCAUGACUGUCAUCUUAGUGUGCGUCUCUACCAUUGCAAAGUUUAUAGCUCCUAUGAUGAGGAGCCGUUUCCAUAUCAUCUGCACUUUUUUUGCGGUGACUCUACUUGCAAUAUUUUGUAAAAAUUGGGAUCACAUUAUCUGUGCCAUAGAAAGGAUGAUUAUACCAAGAUGAAUCCACUAGUCUGGAUGUUUUAUUUUUUUUUAAAGAAAUGUUGUUGUUGCGUGUGUACAAAGUACCAAAUUUUUUAAAAUUGAAAUUUAAACAUGCAGAUUGGAUGAAGGCUAUAAAAACUCUUGAAUGCUAAGGUGUAAAUACUUGUAAUUUAUACGCCAUGGCAGUUAUUUGCCUAUUCAGUUACACAGUAAAUAAUUAGCUAAAUCAAUUGUGAACUGCUCACUUAAGUAAAUCUUUUGCCUUAAAUCUUAUCAGCUUUCCACUUUACAAACCAGCACAUUCACAAGACAUCAUGCUACUGGUGAUGUAGGAAACCUGAAGUGUGUUGUCAUUAACUAAAGUGAGGCAGAAUGGUGGGAGUGCAUUAUAAUAAGCAUACACUUGCACCGUCAUUUUAGAUUAAUUCAGUUGUCUGGGUUCCCAUAUGAACCAGAAUAGAUAGCUGUUCUCUAGUUUACAAUAGUAGUAUUUCCUAAUGCUAGAUGAUUUAACACCUGUGAAUUAGAAAUUGAGAAGGUGCUUAAUUACAAUCCAGUACCAUUUUAUGAUAUUUCUGCCAGUAGGCCCUUACUCAGACAGAUUAUUUUUUAAAUAUUAUACUUUCCCAACAGUUUCAUAUGACUAGUGUAACUUGUGAUUCAGAUUAGUACAUAUUAUUUUCUAGAGCUACUCUGGAUGAUGUUCAGGAAAUAUAUAAAUGUAAUUACAGGCCUCCAAAUAUGAUGAAUUUAUAAGACCACAAGGACAUCUUAGGAUAAACAAACGAGUAACCAGUGCUGAUGCCACCAUGUUGACUUCAGUAUACCUCUUCUGGUCAUACUUCAAGCUUUGCAGAUUGCAAAGGGAGAGCCCAUAGACAGUUGUUUACAUUUUUAAGUCAGAAGAACUCUCUAGUGAAUGUGAAAUAGAUAACACUAGGCCCCAAUUUGAGGUAGGAAUAGUAAUACCGAAGGAAAUUGGAUGCUGUGAGGCUUUUUUUUUUUUUUUCAUUUAGAGUUCUACAGCGGAUGUGAAUCACUAGGUCAGGAGGGUUGGGAAAGAAUGAAACUUUACAUGUUAGAACUAACUUGUGACGUGUUUUGAGAGACAUUCCUGAGAACAGUGUGUUAGACAUCAGACAGUAAUGCCACUGUGAAACAGAUUUUUGUAAAUUUAAUUUAUUUUGCCUGAUCUAGAAACUACAAAAUGUUUUCCUUGAAAUCCUUUGUUGUCUGGAUAACCAGAUAUGAUGUAAUAUAAUAUAUUAAAUAAAAUAUCAGGACCCUCCUUCACUCUUAUGUAUCAAAAAUGACAUUUGUCUGGUUAUUUAAUUUAAUAUUUAGUGAUAUUUGCUUUUAAUGUAUAUUGUCAUGAUAGCAUUAUUGUUACUUUGGUUGCAGGACUAGUAAUGCCUGAAUUCUAAUCAAGUGAAAUAAUGUGUAUGGAAGUCUUUAGAAAUUCUUUUACAGAGAAGGGAAAAAACGCUUUGUCAUUUCUUUACUAUAAUAUGAAUUGCGAAUGAUAAUUGCUGUGGUUUCUUGGCUGAACAAAGAGCAUGGCUAAUUCUGUACAUAGUGAUAGAACUGAGAUGCUAGAAAACUAAAUUUAAAAAAGUCAAAUUCUGAUAAGUGCAAUGUUUAUUGAAUACAGACGCAUGGACGAUUGAUCGUGAUACUUGACUUGCUGCAGGCAGAGGAAAUUAAUCAGAUAGGACAUACCCACUUCAUGGUAACUGUACCCUACUCAAUCUUUCCAGAGGAGGAUGGAGGAAAAUAAAAUAAAAUCUUGCUGUUAGUGGCAUGACCUUCCAUACCUCAAACUUAAUAGUAAGUUUAACCCUGUAUAUGUAAGCAAGAAUUGCCAUAUAGUCAUCCAAAUGAUUUUAUUCUCAAAGUAAUUAUUCCUCUUUUCCUUGAUUUCUAAUAAAUGGGAUAUUGCUCCUGACUCUGAAAGCAAAGAAUUCCAAACUCUGAUGACUCUUCUGAGAGGAAAAACAAUCAGUGUUACACCUAAUCUUCACUCUUUGUUUUUAACUUUGCAGGCAGGUCCUUGUGUGUUCCUGUUGCUCUUUAAUUGAAUGAGAUUCUUAUUCCCAAAUUUUAUUAUCCCUGUUUAGAUAUUGUAUGUAUACAUUGCAUUACAGUUUCAUUCCCUUUUCAGUCCACCCACUCAUAGCUACCUCAUCUAUCUAGUUGAUAGGCUGAGGAGAUUACAAACUGUAUCAGUUGAAGAAAUUAAACAUAUCUUCAUAGUGAAGUCCCCUCCAUAACUUUGAAAACAUAUUGCUGCUCCUUUCUGGAUUUACUCCAGGAUUUGUACAUCCUAACAGAGGAUUUCCUUUGUUUUUGUUUGUAUACCCUUUUGAUGCAGCUUGAGAACCUUUUUGGCCUUUCUUGCAGUUAAACAAUAAAUUCCCAUUUUCAUUAUAGCUAACAUGAAUGUUAAGUUCUUUUGUUGUCAGUACUUUAAAAUAUAACUUCUGGCUAAAGAACUAGAUUCAGAAUUCUUUAUCUUUUGUAUUAAAAUCUAUCAACUAUUUUAUAACCCAUUCCCCUGAUAUAAGUUUGUCUUACCAAUUUACAACUUUGUUUUUAAAGAUUAAUAUUUAGGGGAUGGUGCUAAAAUAUCGAGGGGAUGGCCCCAGUACUUAACUAUUGAGAGAAUAUGCUAGUGACUAGGGAUUUAAGCGUCUAAUUCGUUACUCGUGUAGUCAACAAAAAUUUUGUCCACUACAUGAUUAAUUGAUAAGGAUUAGCAUUGCAAGAACUCUGUCUCAGCUUGUGUUGGAUCCUGGGAGCUACCCCCACCCCUGCAGCUCUAGAGUAAAAGUAUUUUAGGAGCCGGGUGGGCAGGCAGACCAUCAGCUCCUAAAAGACUUUUACUACAGAGCUGCAGCGGUAUAACUCACUGGACCCAUCAUGAGCAGGGAGUGAGCCAGGCUGCUGGCCAGCCCUCUAAAAAAUGUACUAGUGGGGAGUGCAUGUAGUAGAUAAGUUUUGCUUCUCGGUUAAUCAUUUAAUCAACUACAUUAUUACAUCCCUACUAGUGACUUCUCUUUAUUGUAAUCCAUUGCUACCCUUUCUGUAUUCUCUAUGUUCCGCUUUUAUAGUGAACAUACACACCUGCAUUUCAGACUGGAAUGUAGAAAAAUCAAGCACUGAUAUAGUACUUUUGUUAAAUGGCUUACAAAUGUCUACAUAUAUGUGAUAUGGAUGCUACUUGUCAGUAGCUUUACUGCACGCAGGAAAAUACAGUGGUUUGUUUUAGCAUAAUUUGGUUUUAUUUAUUAAUUUAACCUUGCUGAUUCCAGUGUAGAAAUCUUGAAUUUGUAACCCAUUCUGUCUGAUCUGUUUCUGACAGUUUCCAGGAUCAGGAAAUAAAAAAUUAGACCUCCUCAUCUCUGUAAAAUAAGUCAGUCUCUCAAUCAUAUGCAGAAACAUCUGUUACAAACAUGACUUGGGAAUACAAAGGUAUCUAUCCAGGGGUGGAGUAUGGUAACUCAUUAUACUACCUACUAGCAAUCUCCAUGUAAAAUGAAAAUGUAAUGGUCAAAGGAACUGUUUUACACUUAGCUGGUAAAUCUGACUUACUCCAAACCAGAAAUUGUAAGGCCUUGCAUAACAAAGGCAGGACAUUUCCAUAUUGGCUUUGCAUCGAAACUAAAAUACAUUUUGAAAAUCACCACACAUGUCUAAAGUUUCUCAGUGCAAGUUAAUAUAGUCUUAAUCAGUGUGUCAAUCUGCCACUUCAACUUUUUAGGUUUCCUUGUGAGCUCUGUCUAAAACCGUACCAAUAUUCCAAAGGGAGGCUGUCCCAAGCAAUACCAAUUUCAAGAUCUUGCACCAUGAGAAUUGCCGAUUCUUUAUGGAUCUCUCGUCUGUCAAAUAUCCCCAUCUUUUCCCCUUUUCUUUUCCCUCUUU
This is a messenger RNA of Pelodiscus sinensis (Chinese soft-shelled turtle), 5423 nucleotides long. It is a transcript of the gene TMCC3, whose product is annotated as transmembrane and coiled-coil domain family 3. Gene Ontology annotation, cellular component: endomembrane system. The record is from RefSeq and is a predicted model, not a curated record. NCBI's taxonomy places the organism in Eukaryota, Metazoa, Chordata, Testudines, Trionychidae.